Molecule: messenger RNA, 1893 nt
Organism: Debaryomyces hansenii CBS767
Lineage: Eukaryota; Fungi; Ascomycota; Pichiomycetes; Serinales; Debaryomycetaceae
Gene: RAD7
Product: UV-damaged DNA-binding protein
Exons: 1
Coding region: 1-1893 (630 amino acids)
Biological process (GO): SCF-dependent proteasomal ubiquitin-dependent protein catabolic process
Cellular component (GO): SCF ubiquitin ligase complex
Source: RefSeq, a predicted model, not a curated record
AUGGCUAGGAGGUCUAAUAGAAAUCAGUCAGGGGUACGUGGUCCGAACUCAGCUUUAACUGAGUUUUUAAGGGUUGAGGGUAUUACCGAUGCGUUUAGGAGAAGACAAGAAAGAGGCGAUCCUACGUCUAGGGAAGAAUCCCCAGCAGAUAGGAACGAGACGGAAGAUAGCGAGGUUCUGUUACCAUCAGUUCCCUUGGAUAUUCAUGAAAAUAAUUUGGAUGGAGAGGUAGAUGAAGAAGAAAAGGCGAUACGGCAGGCUGCAAGAAGGAAAAGAAGGGCUGCCAAACGGCGUCUGGGAGGUAGAUUCCCAAGUGAUAGUGAUGAUGAUGACGACAAUGACGAUAAUUACAGCGAUGAUGAUGUGUUGGGAAAUGGAUUCAAGAAAUUUGGAGAGGAAGAUAAUUGCGUAGAUUGCGGCAAGAUUUUCAAUAUGACGGUUUAUUCUCGAUACGAUAGGGCUAGGAAGGGCUAUUUGUGUGAAUCCUGUAACGAAAACUUGAAGCAACGCGAGAAAACAGCUCGUAGAAAUCAACUCAAUGCCCGGAAGAAGAGAAAGAAGGUUGCACAGGCUUUGUUAGACAAGUCUUCAAUCCAAAUGCCGACAUUACAAGAUAUUUGCAUCAAAAAGAUUACUCAGAAUAUUGAUGAUGUUGAUGCAUUAGGUGAUAUUGGACAAACUAAUAUGAAUAAGAUUUCUAUGAUCUUAUCCAAAAAUAGAUCGCUAAACAAUUCAACGAUGACUUUGUUUUUGCAUCCUGGAUUGAAAGUGUUGGACUUUUGGGACUGUUCAAAUGUCGACUCUGAUUCAUUGAAUAAGAUUGCAUCCUAUUGCCCUAAUUUGGAAUCACUCACGCUCUUUAUGUGUGGAUACUUUCACAAUGACAAUUUGAAGUACUAUAGUUCACAUCUUCAGAAUUUGACUGAAUUAUCUCUAAAUGGUCCAUUCUUAAUUAGUGAUUCAAUGUGGCAGGAAUAUUUCGAAAAUGGUGGUUCAAGAUUAAGCAAAUUUGAAAUUAGAAAUACACAUAGGUUUGGAAAUGAUUCGUUGAUAAGCCUACUUGAGAAUUGUGGGUCGAAAUUAACGAAGCUAAAGCUUUCUAGGUUAGACGGUCUAGAUUCCGCUCCUGUUUAUGAAUUAAUUCCGCAUUAUCUUCUGACGUCAAAUUUGACAAGCUUGGAAAUAUCAUAUCCAUACAAGGAAGAAUUAAUUACCGAUGAUUUAUUAAUCAACAUUUUAUCUGUUACGGGUGAGAGUUUAACUAGCUUGAAUGUUGAUGGUUGUUCAAAUUUAACUGACCGAUUUUUGACAGAAGGAAUUGUUAGGUUUUGCCCUAAUUUAACCCAUGUAUCUAUGAAAUUAUUAGAUCAACUAACGGAUGAAGGGUUUGCUGCAGCUUUUCGAGAAUAUUCAAACGUCAAUAGUGGUGGGUUAAUCAACGUUCAACUAACUAAAUGCACAGGGUUAGGAAACAACGCAAUAUAUUCCUUACUUCAUCAUUCGGCGCAAACAUUAGUUGAGCUUAGUUUGAAUUCGAUAUAUAAUGUCGAUAAAGACUUUUUGUUUCAAAUAUUCACUGACGAUUAUCAUCCACUUAAAAAGUCUUUGAAGGAUUCUAUUGAGAGCACUUCAAGGCGUACUGAGGUACAUAGUUCCGAUGAAGGGAAUGACGAAACUGGAAUGACGAAAUUUUAUGGUAAGAUAAAUUUUCCAUUAUUAACAACAUUAGACAUUGGAUUUGUAAGGGCUGUUGAUGAUGAGAUAUUGAACUUUAUUAGUGAUAACUGCUCAAAGCUCACUAUCUUGGAAACGUAUGGUAAUAAUAGAUGUACUUUGAGAGCAAACGUAAGGAAUGAUUUAAUGGUUAUUGGGCGUCAGAACGACAUUUUAUAG